Molecule: messenger RNA, 3804 nt
Organism: Psammomys obesus (fat sand rat)
Lineage: Eukaryota; Metazoa; Chordata; Mammalia; Rodentia; Muridae
Gene: Sowahb
Product: sosondowah ankyrin repeat domain family member B
Exons: 1
Coding region: 86-2530 (814 amino acids)
Molecular function (GO): protein binding
Source: RefSeq, a predicted model, not a curated record
GACUCAGCCCGGGCACCCGCCCCUGGGGACCCUCGGCCCUCCCGUAGCUCUCCGGGGAUGCGGGUGGCGCCGGCCUCCGCGGCUGAUGGAAGCGGGUGGCACCGCCCCGGGCGCAGGUGACACUCGCCAGGCCCGGGUUUCUGUCGGAGGGGAAGUCCUCCAGAAGCCUGAGACGCAGCCGCCCCGGGCACCAAGGGAUCCGACAGGGAUGGCCGGAGAGCUGAGCCAAGAGGCACUGCUGGACUUUCUGUGCCAGGCCGGGGGCCGCGUGCGUAACGCAGAGCUGCUGGGCCACUUCAAGAGCUUCCUGCGGGACCCUCGCGCGCCUCCCGGCCAGCUGCAGGAACGCCGCGAGCUCUUCAAGGGCUUCGUGAACUCGGUGGCCGCAGUGCGCCAGGACCCCGACGGCACCAAGUACGUGGUGCUCAAGAGGAGGUACCGGGACCUGCUGGGGGAGGAGGGACUGCAGCGACCCGCCCCGGCAGAGGGACCGCCACGGGGCCGCCGUCACCGGCGUGAGCCGGAGCCGCAGGCGCCGCCGGCAGGUGCCGCGACCCGGGUGGAUGCAGGUGGCCAGGAGCUAGCGGGCACCAGCGCGCGGAAGGCGGCCGGGGCCGGGGCAGCCCGCAGCCCGAGGGGCAGCCCGAGCCAGGGGACGCCGAGGCCAGCGGCUGUCCAGACCAGAGGCAGGUGUGCGGCGCUGGAGGCGCGGGGCCGCUGCUGCUGGGAAUGCGAGCAGAACGGCUGGGGGGAGCCCGCCGGACAGCCGCUGCCCGGAGAGCUCGGAGAGCCUGCCGCCGCCCGCGGCAAGCCGGAGCGCGCCGAGCUUGCCCGGGGUGACCUCGGGGCUCCGGGGCGACUGCGGGAAGGAGCGUCGGCUGAGCGCGCGCCGGCGUCUGCAACGCCUGUCUGGCCUCAGGCCGCCGUCGGGGCUGCCGGUAGCCCCACGUCCCCUCCCGCCCUCACGCCCCUCCCGGCUCCCUCCCGAGAGCCGCUGGAGCUGUACACCGCCCGCUCCCCGAACCAUUCAACCCAGCAGCUGCAGCAGCAGCAGCAGCAGCAGCAGCAGCGCACUCGAGAGUGGUUAGCCAGACACCUACAGGUGCCUGAGGCCGGGAACCAGGGGCCCACUCGCGCCUGGUCGGUGUUGCCGGACAACUUCCUCCAGUUACCCUCAGAAACCGCCUUCAGGGUCUCGGAGCUGCCGGAGCCCGCUCUGCCCUUCCAUUCUCUCCUUCCUGUGGUUCCUGACGAGCCCUCAGAAUCCUGGCCCGGGAACCCUCCACCCACUGUCUUUCGAAGCAUUCGCUGUCAGCUGUCCCUCCAGGAUCUGGAUGACUUUGUGGAUCAAGAAAGCCACGGCAGUGAGGAGAGUAGCAGCAGUGGACCCAAAGAGUCUCCCGGGACCCCCGAAGAGGGCCUGCAACCCUUCCUGAGAACUUCCUCUUGGGGAGAGCUCAGGGAUCCAGUAGAGGUCCUAUCUGUGUCACCGAACCAAGGUAGCCCCUACCUCAUCCGGAAGGGGCUCUCCAAUAGACAGAAUGCAUCCGGUUCUCGGAAGGUCCCAACGGUGGCUAAAAGCCUCGGAGACCACCCCCAGGAGCAUUCGCCCUGGCCAACCCCCAAGUUCCGGAGGUCUUUCAGGAGGAACUCUCGAACACAGAGAAACAAAUCCUCCUCUUCCUCAGAUGAGGAGCAUCCUGAUGAGGACUUGCUGAAGAGGAGCCGGCGCCCACCUCGGUCCAGGAAACCUUCCAAGGCAGGAGCCCUGCCCAGCCCAAGGGCAGAUGUUGUUUUGAUGCAGAAACUGGCAGAUGCUAACGCUGUGGCAGGUCGGCCACACUCCUCAUGGGUCCCUGGAAGGGAUGGAUCUGCAGACUUGGCACCCCACAGGCCUUCUGAGCACAGGUCACCCCUUGUCCCCCUAGAUGCCAGGGAGCAUGAGUGGAUUGUGAGGCUUGCCAGUGGCUCCUGGCUUCAUGUGCAGACCUUGUUCUGGGAGGACCCCCAGCUGGCCUUGCACAGAGACUUCCUGACCGGCUACACGGCCUUGCACUGGAUGGCAAAGCAUGGCAACCUGAGUGCCCUUCAGGACUUGGUCUCUGGAGCCCAGAAGGCGGGGAUUGCACUAGACGUGAACGUGAGGUCCACUUGUGGCUAUACCCCACUGCACCUUGCGGCUAUUCAUGGCCACCAGGGAGUCAUCAAAUUGCUAGUGCAAAGGUUGGCUUCUAGGGUGAAUGUUCGGGACUUCAGUGGCAAGAAGCCAUGGCAGUAUCUGAACAGCAAAGCCUCUGGGGAAACAUGGCAGCUCCUGGGUGCACCCCGGGGCAAACCCAUCUUCCCCGUAUAUUCCUUAGUCCAAAGCCCUUCCCCAGCCAGGAAGGUCAAGAGCCGGGAAAUGUCUAGAAAUGUCACCCGGAAGACUUCCCUGGCUGCUUUGCUCAAAACUCAACACAACAAAUGGAAGUCGGCCAGCCAACAUGAGAAAUUCCACACCCCAAGGGAGAGAGAUGAGUAUAGUGACUGAAAUGGGCUUCUCUCUGCAGAAGGCUGUGGGGCCCCUCCCCAAGCUACUAUGUAGAUGAGAGAACCCAAAGGGAAACAGAAACUGUUAGAAUUUGGUAAAGAUCCAGAACCAGUGAAAUGGUGUACCCAAGGGUCAUCUCACCUUCUUGAAGCCUCAUGUGUUUGAAAUGUAGACAAAAUUAGAGCCAGGCAGUCAAGCCUGGGGAGGGUCCCUCUCUCUCCUGAGCCAGGAAGGGGUCUGGUCACAGGAAGGCACAGGGUUUUCUGAGGUAGUGCCAGGCCUUACUAGAAAAGGAAUGGAUGCAUCAGUCAAAGAGAGACAGCUGGUGGAACUGACAUAGCUCACGCUCUUCUCUGGCUGGAAGCUCUCUGGCUUCUAUUCAUCUCUGGAAUAAAUCUUGGCUGAGCAGAAAGCACCAGGUUUGAAGUCAGAUGGCUUCCUUUCGUUCCCUUUAUGUGCCUUUUGGCAAUUCCAACCAGUGAGAUAAAAUUGUUACUGGAGAGUGUAGCUUGACUGAAGAGAUUUCGUCAGUCCUGUGGGCAAGCCUCUGCGGUUGCUUGGUGUAAACUGAUGUCAACUGUCUUCUCUGGGUGUCUUUGCCCUUGAUCAGAGAAGUGGGUGAAUGAGGUUCAGGUAUGACCUUGACCCCCCCUCCCUAGAGAAAGGACACCAGCCGGGCUGUGUCUUAUUUUGUGUUUGUGAUUUGUUCUGGUUCUGCACCAAUCCAAUGUGUGCUUCCCAAGCAUAAAAGCCUUUUGGGUCAUUUGUGUAGUGACUGACACUCUUCACCCUGCAGGGGAACUAGCUCCCUGUGUAGCAAACAGGCUCAUCUCUGAGAGCUUUCCGUAGGUUUGAAGGUCAUCAUUGGAACUCAGGGAAAGAGAGCGCUGGGUUCGCGCUGGGGAAGCCACAGGGGUUCAAAGCAUCAGAACUGUGUCAAGCUGCUAAGUAUAACUUUAUUUGCACUAAACUUUUUGCCAAUUAAGAUUAAAUAUUAGCCUUGAAGUACUGAAUGUCUGACAGGAAGUGUCCCAUUCGGUUCUCCGGAGACACCGGUCCCUGGCUGAAAUCAGAGAAUGCCGACUCUGCAAACCCCAGUAGAAUGUGCGAAUCACUGAAUGUAAAUCCAAAGAGGGCUGAAAAGUUCAAUGUUCAAGCAGAGAUUAGUUUUUUUAUGGAAAUAUUUUCAUGUGUGAUACUGUAUUUUUAAAGAGUUCUUGUGUUUCUUCUGGUUAUUUUCCUGCAUUAAAAGACCAGCAGAUUGUUGUAAGUUA